Messenger RNA from Oncorhynchus gorbuscha (pink salmon), 5815 nucleotides. RefSeq names its product myosin light chain kinase, smooth muscle-like. Gene Ontology annotation, molecular function: protein binding; protein kinase activity; ATP binding. NCBI's taxonomy places the organism in Eukaryota, Metazoa, Chordata, Actinopteri, Salmoniformes, Salmonidae. The record is from RefSeq and is a predicted model, not a curated record. The annotation marks the transcript as partial. Gene Ontology annotation, biological process: protein phosphorylation. The transcript is spliced from 33 exons.
GACCAAUGAAACGUCUUGCAACGCAUGUUAGAACUGACGCCAAAAAGUUUGAUACUGGCAAACGAAAACCGCAAGAACUGAAUCAAGUAGUCUCGACGGAGUUGGGACGCACACAAACCCAGCCCCGGGACAGCCAACUAGCAAGCAUCAGGCUUCCUGAACACUAAACAGAAGCAGGCCUUGACCCACCACUGCCCCUCCGACUGCGAAGCCAGCCCAACACGAGAAUACACAAAAUAUGGGGGAUGUGCAGCUUGUGACAACGCGGAUCUCCAAGACCAGCCUGACACAAGGCCGAGGUUCCCCAAGUCAGGAUCCUCCAGCCUUCACUCUCCCACCCCGCAAUGCCCGGGUCAGUCUGGGAGGGACAGCGCGGCUGGAUGGGAAGGUGAGAGGAUACCCUGAGCCCCAGGUCACGUGGUCCAGGAAUGGGAAAGCAGUGACUGCUGGAGAGCGGUUCGUCAUGGAACAGAGUAGCCGCGGAACCUUCAGCCUGGUGGUACACGGUGUCCAGGAGGAGGAUGCAGGGCGUUACACGUGUGAGGCUGUCAACGAUGCUGGGAGCCGCCAGGUCACAGUGGAGAUCACUAUAGAAGGGAACACAGGGAAGAAAUCCAGACUCCCCUCCUCCAGUAGAACAGGUGGGCGGUUUGGAGUGUCGACCAUGGAGAGUAUGCCCAGUAUCUGGGGGGAGAGCCCCCCUAAGUUUGUGACAAGGCCCUCGCGCAUCUUUGUCCGAAUGGGACAGAGUGGCAAGUUCUCUGCCAAAAUCACAGGACGCCCACAGCCCCUGGUUACCUGGCUUAAGGGAGAUGAAGAGCUUCAUACUUCUUCCCACUUCAACAUGUUUGAGAAGUCGGGAAUCCACUUCCUGGAGAUCCGAGACGUGUGUGUGGACGAUGCAGGAAUGUACACCUGCUCUGUGGCCAACAGUGCUGGGAAGGCCACAGCUACAGCAGAGCUGAAUGUUCAGGGUUCAGGCAGUGAGGCUGGCAUCCUUGGUCCCUCUGCUCCGGUGGCCCCUGUCCCAAAGACAACUGACUCACCCGAAGUCAAGCACACAAGUAACGGCCUGCUCGCUGACCGGCGUUCACCGACCAAGACAGGGGACAGGACUGAGACCAGAGAGAGACUCGCCACACUCACCAGGGAGACCAAAGACCACACAGAGCUGACCAAAGCAACAUGGAAGGACACCAUGGUGUCUCCCAAGACCACCAUCCUGGUGUCUCCCAAGCCCCCUGCAGACCUGCCUGAUGAGGCCCCUAGAAAGCCUGGAGUGGCAACCCCAAAGGCUGCCAGCUCCACCAGUCUGCAACACCAUCUAAGAGGCCAGGGAGCUGCUAGGACCAGCCCAGACCCACACAGAGCCCCUGAGAGGGAUACAAGGGAUAGGGUGAAGACCUCCCCAGUGGGAGUCCAGAGCCCCCCACAGCCAUCUCCAGAGCCCACUAGAGAGACUAGAAGGCAGGCCAGAGAGUGCAGGUCAGCGAGGACAGCAGAGACUGCUGGAGCUCCACCAAAAUUUGACUCUGUACCUCAGAGCCAGGACACUAAAGAGGGGACCAAAGUCGCAUUCAAAUGCCAAGUCUCAGGCUCUCCCGUGGCUGGCCUGAGCUGGGUUAAAGAUGGCUUCCCUUUGAGACCCAGAGCAGGGCUGAGUUUCCAGCAGGACGGCAACACUCACACCCUCACUGUGGACAACGUCCAGAAAAGGGACAGUGGGACGUACGGAUGCACCCUGACUACUAGCACUGGGAAGGUGUCCUCGACUUGGAACCUCACGGUCAAGAACCCACGGCUGGAGGGCAAGCCCCCUGCGUUCAGCACUGUCCUGAAGGGAUGUUCAGUGAGUGAGGGCCAGGACUUCCUUCUGCAGUGUUCAGUGGAGGGGGAGCCUCUACCGAACAUCUCCUGGCUCCUAAAUGACAAGCCAGUGCCGCAUGCCCACUCUGCCUUUGAGAAUGGCCUGACCCAACUCACAGUCCAGGGUGCACUGCCAGAGGACGAAGGCCAGUACGCGUGUGUCGCUGAGAACAGCCAUGGGAGAGCGGUGUGCACUUCCAGAGUCAUCGUCAAAGCGAAGAAUACUUUCAAGAGGACGGACCCUCCAAAUGCAGUUGACGCCAAGAAGCCGUCGAAGCCGUCUGCCCCUGUAUUCCUACGUGGUCUGAAGGAUCUGAAAGUCAUGGACGGUAGCAAAGUCAUCAUGACCGUAGAGGUGGCGGGGAAUCCUCAUCCAGAGAUUGUGUGGCUCCACAAUGGGAAGGAGAUCCAGAAGUCAGAGGACUUCCACUUUGAGCGGAAGGGGAGCCAAUGCAGUCUGUUCAUCCAGGAAGUCUUCCCUGAGGACACUGGGAAGUACACCUGUGAGGUGUGGAACGAAGUGGGAGAGGUUCGCACCGAGGCCUCGCUCACUGUGCAAGAGCCCCAGGACGGGGUGCAGCCCUGGUUCAUCACUAAGCCCAAGUCCACCACUGCCUCCUUGGGCCAGAAUGUCCUGCUGUCCUGUGCCAUCGCUGGGGACCCCUUCCCCCAGUGGAGCUGGAUGAAGCAGGGCCAGGUGGUGACCACUGGGCUGGACUAUGAGAUUCUGCAGAAAGAGGAUGUGGUGUCCCUGCUCAUCAGGCGAGUCCGGCCCCACCACGCCGGGGACUACGAGAUCAGCCUGAGGAACAAAGUGGGUGACUGCAGUUGUGCUGCCACUCUGUUGGUCAGUGAGGGUGCUGUGGUGUCCAGUGGAGAGCACCAAACGCUUGAGCCUUGUCAGCGUGUGGGAGGAGUGGACGGGACAGUGCGAGGCAGAGGAGCACCGAGCAGCAGCACUAGCGCUAGCAGCAGCUCCAUUCAGCAGCAGCAGGAGUCGGAGGAGCCCAGCGCAGCCCGAGGACUCCUGAAGAGGCGCGUGGAGACCAAGGAGCACCCCGAGGACCAGAUCCGCCUGCAGGAGGCUGAGCAGCGCGACUUCCGCACGGUGCUGGGCAGGAAAGUCACCACCAAGAGCGUCUCCGAGGAGGACCUGAAGGAGAUCACGGCGGAACAGAUGGACUUCAGGAGCCAGCUCCAGCCCAGAGGGGUCAAGCCCAAGACCCUGUCUGAAGAUGAGAGGAAGGUCAGCGCUCCCGCACAGGUGGACUUCAGAGCCGUCCUGGGUAAGAAGGGGGGAGCCCCGAAACAAGGCGCCGCUCCUGCCGAAAAAGGAGAGCCUGCAGAUUUUAGAUCGGUUCUGGCCAACAAGAAGAAGCAGACGAGCUUGGAGAACAACGGGGAGAGCCCUGCUCCAGCAGCAGCUCUGGCACCAGCAGCAGCAACACCCAAAGCUCCUGCUUCUUCCCCUGACAAGAAAGAGAAGGAGAAGAACGCUGUCAACUGUGUGGAUGGUGGGAUUAUUGAUAAGAAGAAUAACAACAUUGGAAAGGAGCCAGUGUUCAGUCAGAAGCUGAGUGAUGUGAGCGUGGUGGACGGGGCUCGACUGCGACUACAGUGCCAGGUGACCUGUGACCCCCCUGCUACCACUACCUGGACACUAGACGGGAAGGUCAUCAAGCCGUCCAAGUUUAUCAAGCUGUCCAACGAAGGAGGCCAGUGCUCCCUGACCAUCGACAAGGCCCUGCCCGAGGAUGAGGGCCAGUACAAGUGUCGGGCAGAGAAUUCUGCCGGUAAAGCUGAGUGUUCCUGCAUGGUGCUGGUGGAUGAUCCUACAGACACAAACUCGACUGCAGCAGACAAGAAGAUCAAGAAGCCAUCCACCCCUACCUCAGAGAGUGAGGCGAGGAUAAAGAAACCGAAUACAAAGAUGCCUCCCAAACAGGCUAUGCCCCCUCAGAUUGUCCAGUUCCCAGACGACAUGAAGAUUCUGGCAGGGGAGAAGGUGGAAAUUCUCUGUAAGUUUGGAGGAGCUCCACCAGUCAACUGCACCUGGCUCAAGUUCCGCAAACCAAUUCAAGAGGUCAAAGGUGAUUUAACCAUUGAAACCACUGAGGUCACCAGUAAACUGACCAUCGCAGACAGCCAGCAGGACCACUGUGGCUGCUACACCCUCGAACUGCGAAACAGCUACGGCUUGAGACAGGCAGCUCUCAACCUCACCAUUGUGGACAAACCUGAUCCCCCUGCACGAGUUCCAGCCGCCUCAGACAUCCGCCGCUCCACACUCACACUGUCAUGGUACGGCCCCACCUACGACGGGGGCAGUGCCGUCCAGUCCUACAACCUAGAGAUAUGGAACUCGGUGGACAAGGAGUGGAAGAACCUCGUCUCCUGCAACAGCACCUCCUAUAAUGUCCAGAACCUGCUGGGUCAGCGCCAGUACAAGUUCAGGGUGCGGGCAGUCAAUAUCUAUGGCAUCGGGGAGCCCAGUGCCGAGUCUGAGGCUGUCACAAUGUUAGAGGAGGAUGUUGAGGAAAAGGAGGAGGUUGAGGAUGAUGAAGAGAAAGAGCCAGACUACAGAGAUGUGAUCGUUAGAACAGAUGUGAAAGUAAAGGAUCUGUAUGAUGUGGAAGAGAGGCUCGGAACGGGGAAAUUCGGACAGGUGUUCAAACUUUUGGAGAAGGGAACAAAAAAGCACUGGGCUGGAAAGUUCAUCAAGGCCUACUCUGCAAAAGAGAAAGAUCAUGUGAGACAAGAGAUUGCAAUAAUGAACUCCCUCCAUCACCCCAAACUUGUCCAGUGCAUUGAUGCCUUCGAAGGCAAGUCCGACAUCGUCAUGGUUUUGGAAAUGAUCUCUGGUGGGGAGCUGUUUGAGCGUAUCAUCGAUGAAGACUUUGAGCUGACAGAAAGGGAGGUCAUUAAGUACAUGCUGCAGAUUGUGGACGGGGUUCACUACAUCCACAAGCAGGGCAUCGUCCAUCUGGACCUCAAGCCUGAGAAUAUCAUGUGUGUCAACAAGACCGGGAACACCAUCAAACUCAUUGACUUCGGCCUCGCUCGCAGACUAGAAAGCUCUGGAACAUUGAAAGUUCUGUUUGGAACCCCUGAGUUUGUGGCCCCUGAAGUGAUCAACUAUGAAGCAAUCAGUUACCCAACAGACAUGUGGAGUAUAGGGGUCAUCUGCUACAUCCUGGUGAGUGGCCUGUCCCCAUUCAUGGGGGAUAACGACAACGAGACCCUUUCCAAUGUGACCUCGGCCACUUGGGACUUUGAAGACGACGCCUUCGAUGAGAUCUCAGACCACGCCAAGGACUUCAUUACCAACUUGCUGAAGAAAGACAUGAAGGCUAGGCUGACAUGCGAUCAGUGCUAUGAGCACCCAUGGCUAAAACAAGACACUGGCAAAAUGGAGGCCAAGAAGCUGUCCAAGGAGAGGAUGAAGAAGUACAUCUUGAGAAGGAAAUGGCAGAAAACCGGACAUGCAGUGCGGGCCAUCGGAAGGCUGUCAUCAAUGGCGAUGUUGGCGGGCGUCAGUGCCAAGAAAGGCUCCCCUACUGAAGAGGACAACCAGUUCCUUGAAUGCCUAGAGUAUGAGGAGAAAACCCAGGUCAAGCCCACCUUCAGCUCAGUCAUCAAGGAUGUGGAGGUGGUGGAGGGGAGCGCAGCCAGAUUUGACUGCAAGAUCGAGGGCUACCCUGAUCCAGAGGUGGUGUGGUACAAAGACGAACAGCCAAUCAAGGAGACCCGCCACUUCCAGAUUGAUUACGACGAGGAGGGCAACUGCAGCCUGGUGAUCUCGGAAGUGAACGGUGACGACGAUGCCAAAUACACCGUCAAGGCUGUCAACAGCCUGGGCGAGGCCACGUGCACAGCCGAACUCCUGGUGGAGGUGAUGGAGGAGGAGGAGGAGGAGGAGGAGGAGGAGGAGGAGGAGGAGGAGGAGGAG